CUUCCAUCCUCUUCCUCUUAGUACACCACACCGCUGACGGCGACUCGUACAGUUGACGGUUUGACACUGAACACUCUCAUUUAAGUGUGAAUGGACGAACUACCACUCUCUGCGCUCUUCCGCCGCGCUCUGGCCUCGGCGGCCAAGGCAUUCGAUCUACCGACCAUCGAAGACGGAACCCAAGAACUAGUGCGGUCAUCACUUUCCGACCUCCGUCAGUGCAGUGUCGGUAUCUCCAAGCUCGCCUUAUUCAGUCCGAAUGAGCAGCUUGCCGACAUUCCGACCCGUGAUCUGGUCUACCUGCUGGUGCCCUAUGUGAUGUCCGAAGUUCAGUCUCGCGUCCGCGCAAUAGAAAGAGAGGAUCGGCUGGAGCUUGUGAAAGAGGUCAAGAGAUGUCUCGAGGCAUACAUCCACUACCUGGAGCAAUAUGAAAUCGUCUCGGGCGAAGACAAGGACUUGUAUGGACGUCCAGCCUCAUCUGUUGCAGACCCCGCAAAGCGCAGGGAGCUGAAGAUCAAGCAGUACAAGCGAGAGAAAGAAAUCAAGGCUAAGAUAGAGGUCGCUCGCAAGCGGACAAACCAGAGCGCGGCGGAACCAACUUCCAACCUCGAGCUUAUAGCCUCCAUCCUACCCGACCCCUCACAGAAAUCCGCCGACUCGGGUGAAGACCCUGACGCCGACACCGAGGAAGUUCUCCGCGACGCGGUCAUCCUACUUUUACGCCUCAUCUACGCGGAAGCGCAGACGCAGCUCGAGAGGACCAACGAAGAACUCGAACUCCUACGCAAUGCACCCACAUUGCCACCUCAGCGGCUUCCCGUGGAAGACGCGCGACUUGGCAAGAAGCCAGAGACGGACGACAUGUGGAGACUCGACGGUCCACUCAACAAGGGCGGUCCGGAUGGGAAGGGGCCGCUGCUCGACCAGCAAGGCAAACCAUUACGACCUUUCGUCUUGCUAGGUCAGAACGCCGCCGACCGUGCGAGGCUACAGGCACAGGUCUUCCAGCCCGGCCACCGCUUACCCACCAUGUCCGUCGACGAGUAUCUGCAGAUAGAACAGCAGCGCGGCAACAUCAUAACAGGGGGAGGUGCGGCUUCCGAGAACGAACCCACAUCCAAGGAACAGCUUGCCAUGGAUGCGGAGCAAGACGGCGCAGCAUUUGGCGAGGAGAAAGCAGAAGAGAAGAGGCAAAAGGACGAGAGCUGGGCGCAGUUCACUGAUAGCAACCCGAAGGGAGCCGGGAAUACCAUGAAUCGCGGUUAA
This is a messenger RNA of Trametes versicolor FP-101664 SS1, 1266 nucleotides long. RefSeq names its product serine/threonine protein phosphatase PP2A-associated protein. The record is from RefSeq and is a predicted model, not a curated record. The transcript has 6 exons. The coding region runs from base 91 to 1266 and encodes 391 amino acids. Gene Ontology annotation, biological process: regulation of signal transduction; regulation of dephosphorylation. Gene Ontology annotation, molecular function: protein phosphatase 2A binding. Lineage: Eukaryota; Fungi; Basidiomycota; Agaricomycetes; Polyporales; Polyporaceae. Gene Ontology annotation, cellular component: cytosol.